AUGGAUGUGAGGAUGCGGAGGCUUAAAGCAGUGGAGAUUACACUCCUCAUAUGGGUGCUGAAAAACACCGCGGCGCACGCUGCAUCUCAGAGGUGUGAUGAGGUUCUGGCGAGUCCUCUCCCGUACAGCGCCUUCAGCAGCUCCUCUAUGUUGGCUCCUGAUUUUGGCGCUGGCUACGCUAAACUCAAUCGCAGAGUCGGGAACGGAGGCUGGUCUCCGCUGGACUCUGACAGGUAUCGAUGGCUGCAGGUGGACCUCCGGGGCAGGAAACGGAUCACAGCCAUCGCAACGCAGGGUCGAUAUAGCAGUACCGACUGGACGAAACAGUACCGGCUGCUCUACAGUGACACAGCAACUAACUGGAAGCCUUAUAGGCAGGAUGGCAACAUAUGGACAUUUUCAGGUAACUGGAACUCAGAGCGAGUGGUGCGUCACGAGCUGCAGUACACCAUCAUGGCCCGUUAUCUGCGCUUUCUUCCCUUGGAAUGGAGUGCAGAAGGGCGAGUCGGGUUGAGGGUGGAGGUCUAUGGCUGCGCAUACUGGGCCGAUGUGAUCAGUUUCGACGGACAAGGCAUAAUCUCCUACCGUUUCCGACAGAAGAAGGUGAAGAGCCUGAAGGACAAAAUCUUGUUGAGGUUUAAGACCAGUAAAGGAGAUGGGCUUCUGCUCCACGGAGAGGGACAGCAGGGGGAUUACCUCAAUUUGGAGCUACGCAGGGCCAAACUGCUGCUACAGAUCAAUCUGGGUAGCAAUCAGUAUGGCUCCAUCCAAGGUCACACCUCGGUGUCCAGUGGCAGCCUGCUGGACGAUGACCAGUGGCACGCCGUGCGGAUCGAGAGAUACCGCCGCAGCGUGAACUUCACCCUGGAUGAACACACGCAGAGUUUCCGAACCAACGGAGAGUUUGACCAUCUUGACCUAGACUACGAGAUCAGUUUCGGUGGAAUGCCUUUAUCAGCCAAGCCCAGUUCAGGAGCUCCGCAGAACUUCGUUGGAUGUAUGGAGGGCAUCCACUACAACGGGGAGAACAUCACCAACCUCGCACGCAGGAAAAGAGUCGACACAUCCAGCUUUCGUAACCUGACGUACACAUGCAGAGCCUCAGCGACGUUCCCAGCCUUCUUUAACUCCAGCAGCACUCUACAGCUGCCGGGCCGCAGCGACGCAGACACUGUGUCGGUGAACCUGCAGUUCCGCACGUGGAGCCCCAGCGGCCUCCUUAUGUUCACGUCGUUAAUGCCUGGGGCAGUCGAAGUCAGCCUGGUGGAAGGCAAAGUGGUGGCGCACAUCUACAUCUCACAGGGGAAGAACACACGAGUGGACAUCUCCUCAGGUUCAGGCCUCAACGAUGGCCAGUGGCACAGUGUUCAUUUCCUGGCGCUAGAGAGCUUUGCGAUGCUCACCAUCAACGGGGACGAGACGUCGUCUGUCAGAACCACUCUCCCCAUCCUGAUCCGCACAGUGGGAGAUUACCACUUCGGAGGCUAUUUUCCACGGACGGACCUCUCGCCAUCUCAGCGCUCCUUCCACGGCUGCAUGCAGCUCAUCCACGUAGACGAGCAGCUGGUGGACCUGCACGCUGUAGAGCAGGGCAUGAUGGGAAGUUUUGAGAAUGUUAGCCUGGACAUGUGUGCCAUUAUCGACAGAUGUGUCCCGAACCCCUGUGAGCACGGAGGCCGGUGUUCUCAGACUGGAGAUGUGUUUAAAUGCUCCUGCGAUGGAACUGGAUACACCGGAGCGACCUGCCACACAUCGGUCUACGAGCAGUCGUGUGAGGAGUACAAGCACCUGGGCCGACGCUCAGACUCGUACUGGAUCGAUCCGGAUGGGAGCGGACCCCUCGAACCCUUUAAAGUCAGCUGCAACAUGACGGGUGAUAAAGUGUGGAUGAUGCUGAUGAACGAUCUGCCUGCUCAGAGUGCAGUGAACUCAGCGUCUGCUCCUGAUCAGGAAACUGUCCUGAAACUUGGUUACAAUGUGUCUCCAGAGCAGAUAAAUGCCGUCAUCAGUAACGCGGAGCACUGUGAGCAGCAUGUAGCCUACAUGUGUCGAAUGUCACGCCUCCUCAACUCGCCAGACGGUCCCCCGUAUAGCUGGUGGGUUGGCCGCGGAAACGAGAAGCACUUCUACUGGGGCGGCUCAGGGCCAGGAAUUCAGAAAUGCGCCUGCGGCAUCGAGCGCAACUGCACCAAUCCGAAGUUCUACUGCAACUGCGACGCAGACCAGAGACAAUGGCGUGAGGACGCAGGUGUGCUGAUGUAUAAGGACCAUCUGCCUGUUACUCAAGUGGUUGUUGGAGACUUACAGCGCUCCGGAUCCGAGGCCAAGCUCACCGUGGGACCUCUGCGCUGCCAAGGAGACCGAAACUUCUGGAAUGCCGCGUCUUUCAUCACCCCAGCAGCAUAUCUGCAUUUCCCUACAUUUCAAGCCGAGUCCAGUGCCGACAUCAGCUUCUACUUCAAGACCUCAUCCUCGCAUGGUAUCUUUUUGGAAAACCUAGGCAACAACGACUUUAUUCACAUCGAACUGAAAUCUACUAACGUGGUGUCCUUCUCCUUUGACGUGGGAAACGGGCCGGUGGAGCUGAACGUGCGCUCACCGACGCCCCUCAACAACAACCAAUGGCACAGGGUGGAGGCCGAGCGCAACGUGAAGGAAGCCGUACUACGAUUGGACAAAGUGUACAGAGACGUGCGUCCAGGUCCGCCCCAGGGCCACACCCGUCUCCAGCUCUUCAGCCAGCUCUUCGUUGGUGCCUCAGGAGGGCAGAGGGGAUUCCUGGGAUGCAUCCGCUCGCUCAGGAUGAACGGCGUGACCCUUGACUUGGAGGAGAGAGCCAAGGUGACUCCAGGAGUGAAGCCUGGAUGCUCAGGUCACUGCCCCAGCUACGGCGCACGCUGCCAGAACGGCGGCAAGUGUGUGGAGAAAUAUAACGGCUACACGUGUGACUGCAGCCUCACAGCCUUCGACGGACCCUACUGCUCUGAUGAUGUGGGCGGGUACUUUGAGAGCGGCACACUGGUCCGCUAUGACUUCAUGUCUGGAAGCAUCUUGUCUCCUGUGGCGAAGGGCGCAUUAGGAACUCUGAGUGUGGAAGGAAACCUGACGCAGGAGGAGCUCAGCUUCAGCUUCAGCACCUCUCACACCCCCUCCGUCCUGGCCUACAUCAGCUCCAGGACUCAGGACUAUCUGGCAGUGGUUCUGCGCCACAACGGUACGCUGCAGAUCCGCUACAACCUGGGCGGCCUGAAGGAGCCUUUCGUGAUCAGCCUGGAUCAGCGCAACCUGGCCAACAGUCAACCGCACAGCGUCAACAUCAGCCGACACGACCGAAUCAUUCACCUGCAGAUAGAUCAUUACCCCACCAUGAGCUACGCCCUCCCCGAAGCGUCUGACACCGAGUUCAACCUGAUCAAGACCAUUUUCCUCGGAAAAGUCUAUGAAACGGGUCAGGUGGACAGCGUGCUCAUCGAGCGUUAUAACACUCCAGGCUUCGUCGGCUGCCUCUCCAGGGUGCAGUUUAACCGCAUUGCGCCUCUGAAAGCGGCGUUGAGGCCGAAUGCUCCAUCCACCGCCUCCAUCCAGGGCGUGCUGGUGGAAUCCAACUGCGGCGCUUUACCGCUCACCAUCCCCGCCAUGUCGGUGACCUUCGACCCCUGGCAGCCUGACUCAGUUGGAAUCCAGUUACCGUUCGAUGACGAGGGAGUGAACCAGGAUGGAGUGAACCGCGACUCUGCGAUAAUCGGAGGCAUCAUUGCGGUUGUGAUCUUCUCCAUCCUCUGCACGCUGGUGUUCCUCGUGCGCCACAUGUUCCGCCACAAGGGUUCGUACCACACCAACGAAGCAAAGGGGGCGGAGUCUGCAGACUGUGCUGACGCCGCCAUCAUCGUGAAUGACCCCGCCUUCACAGAGACCAUCGAUGAGAGCAAGAAGGAGUGGUUUAUUUAA
Neoarius graeffei (lesser salmon catfish) is the source of this 3948-nucleotide messenger RNA. RefSeq names its product contactin associated protein 2b (gene cntnap2b). Lineage: Eukaryota; Metazoa; Chordata; Actinopteri; Siluriformes; Ariidae. The transcript is spliced from 25 exons. The record is from RefSeq and is a predicted model, not a curated record. The coding region runs from base 1 to 3948 and encodes 1315 amino acids.